Vitis vinifera (wine grape) is the source of this 2838-nucleotide messenger RNA. RefSeq lists its product as uncharacterized. Gene Ontology annotation, molecular function: protein dimerization activity. The coding region runs from base 514 to 2673 and encodes 719 amino acids. The record is from RefSeq and is a predicted model, not a curated record. The transcript is spliced from 4 exons. Lineage: Eukaryota; Viridiplantae; Streptophyta; Magnoliopsida; Vitales; Vitaceae.
UUUUUAAAGGCGUUGGUGGGGCGCGCCUUGAGGCGAGGCGCAGCGAAAACGCGUUGAGGCGUUAAAAAUAAAGCGAAACACCUGAAAGGCGUACGCUUUUCUGGUGAGGCGUGAUUGAGGCGCGCUUUGAGCGCGCCUUUCACGCUUUUUCGAUGAGGCGUACGCGUCGUCGGAUCUGAUGUGGCAAUGAAAGAUUUAAAAAAAAACCCUAAGAAUACCUAAAACCCCAGUCCCGACUGAAAACAAACCCAAAACAAACCCUACCUCUUCCAGUCAAGCGGCGACGGAGUGCUCACCCUCGGCGGCGACCAAUCGCAGCGAUCUUCUCCGGCGGCAAUCCCUCUCAUCUCCAGAAUAAGUUCCUCCGAUUCGAAAAAUUCAAGAAAGGAUUUUGUGUGGAAGUAUGUGAUUGAAGUUUCUGGAGAGCAAUAUAUAAGAUGUAAAUUUUGCAAUCAAAGAUGUACGGGAGGGGUGAAUAGACUAAAGCAUCACUUAGCCGGAACUCAUCAUGGUAUGAAACCAUGCAGCAAAGUUAGUGAAGAUGCUAGAUUGGAAUGUAAAGAGGCAUUGGUUAAUUUUAAGGAUCAAAAAACGAAGAGAAAUGAAUUGCUCCAAGAAAUUGGUAUGGGUCCAACUUCAAUGCAUGAAAGUGCCUUGUCCAAAACAAUAGGGACAUUAGGGAGUGGGAGUGGGAGUGGGAGUGUAAGUGGGAGUGGGGAACCUAUUCCUAGGGGACCCAUGGAUAAAUUUACCACUUCACAACCUAGACAAAGUACGUUGAAUUCAAAGUGGAAGCAAGAAGAAAGGAAGGAAGUGUGUAGAAAAAUUGGUAGGUUUAUGUAUUCAAAAGGUCUCCCAUUCAACACUGUGAAUGAUCCUUAUUGGUUUCCUAUGAUAGAUGUUGUUGCAAACUUUGGGCCCGGGUUUAAGCCUCCAUCUAUGCACGAAUUGAGGACAUGGAUUCUUAAAGAAGAGGUGAAUGACCUAAGUAUCAUUAUGGAAGAUCACAAAAAAGCUUGGAAACAAUAUGGAUGUUCAAUUAUGUCAGAUGGUUGGACAGAUGGAAAAAGUAGGUGUCUUAUCAAUUUUUUGGUGAAUAGUCCUGGUGGCACUUGGUUUAUGAAAUCAAUUGAUGCUUCUGAUACAAUAAAAAAUGGGGAAUUGAUGUUCAAAUAUCUUGAUGAGGUGGUUGAAGAAAUUGGAGAGGAGAAUGUUGUGCAAGUCAUCACUGAUAAUGCCUCUAAUUAUGUGAAUGCUGGAACGAGGCUUAUGGAAAAAAGGAGUAGAUUGUGGUGGACUCCUUGUGCUGCUCAUUGCAUUGAUUUGAUGUUGGAGGAUAUUGGAAAGCUAAAUGUUCAUGCUACUACACUUUCUCGAGCUAGGCAAGUUGUGAAGUUUAUAUAUGGGCAUACUUGGGUUCUUAGCUUGAUGAGAACAUUUACAAAAAAUCAUGAACUUAUUCGUCCAGCAAUUACACGGUUUGCUACUGCAUUUCUUACUCUCCAAAGUAUUUAUAAGCAAAAGCAAGCUCUUAUAGCAAUGUUCUCCUCAGAAAAAUGGUGUUCAAGCACAUGGGCUAAAAAGGUAGAAGGUGUGAAAACUCGAAGUACAGUGUUGUUUGAUCCAAAUUUUUGGCCUCAUGUUGCUUUUUGCAUAAAGACCACUGUUCCAUUAGUUAGUGUCUUGAGAGAGGUUGAUUCAGAGGAAAGACCAGCCAUGGGUUAUAUUUAUGAGUUGAUGGAUUCAGCUAAGGAGAAGAUUGCAUUUAAUUGUGGGGGCAUGGAGAGAAAAUAUGGCCCAAUUUGGAGAAAAAUUGAUGCAAGAUGGACUCCGCAACUUCAUCGACCUUUACAUGCAGCAGGCUAUUAUCUUAAUCCUCAAUUGAGGUAUGGAGAUAAGUUCUCUAAUGUUGAUGAGGUGAGGAAGGGAUUAUUUGAAUGCAUGGAUAGGAUGUUGGAUUAUCAAGAACGUUUAAAAGCUGACAUUCAGUUGGACUCAUAUGACCAAGCAAUGGGUGAAUUUGGGAGUCGUAUUGCAAUUGAUUCUCGAACAUUAAGAAGUCCUACAAGUUGGUGGAUGCGUUUUGGGGGUUCAACACCGGAGUUGCAAAAGUUUGCUAUUCGAGUCCUUAGCCUUACUUGUAGUGCUUCGGGAUGUGAAAGAAAUUGGAGCACAUUUGAAUCGAUCCAUACAAAAAAAAGAAAUAGACUUGAACAUCAAAGGUUGAAUGCUCUAGUGUAUGUAAGGUACAACACUAGAUUGAGAGAGCGAAGUCUACAAAGGAAACAAAAUGUUGAUCCAAUCUUGGUAGAGGAGAUUGAUUCUGAUGAUGAAUGGAUUGCAGAGAAAGAAGAUCCCCUCCUCCCCCUUGAUCUUUGUUGGCUUCAAGAUAAUGAAUUAUUCAAUGUUGAUGCCAUUAGAGUUGUGUCAUCCAACUCCCAAGAGACGCAAACAUCAUCGGAUCAUAUGGUUUCUUCACAUUCCUACAAAAGGAAACAUAAUGAAGUACCAAGUACAAGUGGAGGCAAAGGCAAAGAGAAGGAAUUGAAUUUGACACCAAUUGAUGAAGAUGAAGAUUUAGAUGAAAUGGGGAUACAUGAUAGUGGACAUUUUCCUACUAUUGAUACAUUGGAUGAGGAUGAUGAUGACCUUGGAGAGGAGGAUUUAAGUUGAAACAAUUUACUCUAGUUGUUAUUUCAUGACUUAGUUAUGGAUUUUUUGUAAAAGUUUAGAACUAUUAUUAUGGUUGACUCUAUUUUCUAUUUCAUGACUUAGUUUUGGCUUUUUGUUAAAGUUUGAAACUAUUAGUAUAGUUGAAUCUAUAAUCUAUUUUAUGAA